AAGUGUUUUGUUUGAAAAUUUUCUCUAAACUCUCGUCGCGUUCAGUUAGUUUUCCUUCAUUCGUUUCUUCGUAAACAAUAAAAUAAAAAAAACGUUUCAUCAUUGGAUCGGUCGGUCGUGAAUUAAUUAAAUUUAAAUUAGAUUACGAAAACGAAAAAUAAAAAUCGUACGAAUAAACCGACAAUCAGGUCACAUAUUGGCCUAAAUGGAUGCGAAAGCUGCUGUUGCUGCUAAUUCAAUCGCAGACUAUCGUUUCGGCUCUACUCAUCAAAUACUGAACUAUGUGCCGAAUUGACCGUUCGAGAAGAAAAAGACGAGGAUGGUCACGACAAAGGGAACCAUGUCUUCAAGCGACAACAAGUGCAGAUUCUACUGGCCAAUAAUCAGAAAAUCAAUUUCCUGUCGGCCGACACUUUCGAUAAAUUCAUUAACGUGCAGACGUUGCAUCUGAUCAAUUGCAAUCUCCAUGUGAUCACAUAUCGCCACUUCAAAUCGUUAACGCGACUAAAGCAUAUUGACAUUAGCUCCAACAAAUUGACGAAAAUACCGCGACGGCUAUUUAAAGAGAGUGAAAACUUACUGGAAAUUUCACUAGCGAGCAAUCAUAUAAUGGACAUUGAUCCGACGGCAUUUGACGGUCUGGUGAACUUAAAGCGACUGUGUCUGAGAAACAAUUUUUUAACCGAACUCCAUUCCGACCUAUUCAAAUCAUUGGUGAGGCUGGAGGAUUUAGUGCUGGAGGAAAACAACAUGUACACCAUCGACGAUCGGCUGCUACGAAACCAGAGUGCUCUGUGCAAACUGGAAUUGAAACGAAAUAAAAUCUUCAAAUUUCAUCCGGCCGCCUUCAACUAUUUGGUCAACUUGAAACACUUAGACUUGGAGGAGAAUAAUCUGACAUGGAUACCGCAACAUCUGUUCCAGAACAUGCACGCUCUACAGAAUUUAAAUCUGUCGAACAAUCGCAUAACAAAAAUUCACUCGCUUGCUUUUAACGGUUUGGCAUGUCUCCAAACAUUGUGGCUCAAUGACAACGAAGGAAUUACUGGGAUUCCAAUCGAACUGUUUCGUCAUCAGAAGAAAUUGCAUGAAUUACAUUUGCAAUGCAACAAAAUUGUGCAGCUCCAUCCCAACGCCUUUAAAUCGUUGGACGACAUCAGAACGUUGAACUUAUCCCAGAAUUCGAUCACCAAUUUGGCGGAGAAUUUGUUCUUACUGGCGAUUACGGCCAAAAUCUUGGAUUUAAGUGAAAAUUCCAUCGAUCAAUUGAACCCGAAGCUGUUCAGAACGUUAUUGUAUCUGGAGGAAUUGAAUUUGGCAGCAAAUCAACUGGACGAAAUAAAGUCGGGAACAUUUGAUGUGGCAACAAGUCUUACGCGACUAAAUUUGUCGAACAACAAAAUUAGCAAAAUUCACGAAGAUUCGUUCAAAUACCUCAAUCAUCUGACGCAUCUGAAUCUCUACGCGAACUCUCUGGCCGAGCUACCCGACGAUCUAUUUAGAUAUAUGAAGAAAGUGGAGGUACUGAAUUUGGGCAAAAAUUGUUUAACGAAAAUCCAACCGGAGCUUUUUAAGUGGACGAGGAAGUUGCAAAUGCUGAAGCUCAACCUUAAUCAGAUUUCAGAGAUUUCGGACGAAGCUUUCGAUUCAUUGAUCGAAUUGAAAGACCUGUUCCUUAACGGUAAUCGUAUAAAGACAAUACCUCACGGUCUGCUGACACCAUUGGUAAUGUUGGAGAAACUUAACUUAGAACACAAUCUGUUGGAAUCACUGGAUACUGCCAGCUUUAAAAAGCUGAUUCAGUUGAAAUAUUUAAACGUUUCGAACAACUACAUAAAGCACAUCGACGAAACGUUCAAAAAUACCUUGGUGAACAUAAAGCUACUCGAUGCAUCGAACAAUAUUUGUGUGAAUCAAAUGUUUAGGAAUUUGGAAUUUUUGAAGGGAUUCCGUGUCAACUACAGCUACUAUGCCAACUCAAAGCUGGGUAACUCGUGCCAAAUUUCGAUAGCGACCGUUGACGUGAUCAAGAAUAAUGUAGAAGACAUACGAGAAGAAACCGUUAAGUAUCUGCACAUCGAACCGUGCGAGUCAUAUCUGUUUCGAACCGUUCCCGUUGAUGUCAUCAAACGAUUUGUCAAUUUGGUGACAAUCAAGCUGGAGAAUGCCGGCCUCUCCGAGUUGUCGGCGGAUGUGUUUAGUACGUUUCGAAAUUUGGUGUCCGUCGAUUUGAGUAGCAACAAACUGAUGAAGCUACCGGCGAAACUAUUCUGCAAUUCGCAUCAACUGAAAACGGUGUUAAUCGGCAACAAUGAACUGACCGAUAUCGAUAUGGAUGCAUUCUCCGGUCUGGAAAAGUUGACGAGAUUGUGCUUGGCGAAAAAUCAAAUCAAGAAACUGCAUGUGGAUACUUUCCGGCCGUUGAAGCAGUUGAAGUUUCUGUCACUGGAGGAGAAUAAUUUGUGGGUGGUCUGCGAGAGAAUAUUUCGUAAACAGUGCAGUCUGGAGGAGCUCAAUUUAGGCAAAAACAAAAUAUUCGUUAUCCAUCCGCAUUCAAUGAAGUAUUUGAAUUGUCUGGUGAAACUCGAUUUGAGGGACAACCAACUCACGCAUCUGUCCACGGAAUUGUUUCAGAAUUUAUUGAAGCUAACGGUUUUAGAUUUGUCGAACAAUCGUUUCCGUAAUUUAACCUCAGAACCCUUCAUAAUGCUGAUUAGUCUCAAAAUUUUACGCUUAGAUGAUAAUCCACUGACUGAGGAUCUGGUGGAAAUGUUUCGGGUUUUUUCGGAAGCAAUUUGGGAACGAUGGCUUGCUAAGCUGGCUGAGGAAGAGAAUAUAGGUAAACUACAGGAAAAGUCUGCAUAAUAUGUCAACAGUUGCGAUGAAAGCUUUUCUGUAGACCGUCGUACUAUGUCGUACUGUUACAUUAUGUGGUGUAGAUGGAAUUGUAACUAAAACUGAACUACUUUCAAGAGAAAAGUAUUAAAAUUGUCUGGAUCAUUUUGUGGUUUU
This is a messenger RNA of Bradysia coprophila, 3012 nucleotides long. RefSeq lists its product as uncharacterized. NCBI's taxonomy places the organism in Eukaryota, Metazoa, Arthropoda, Insecta, Diptera, Sciaridae. The record is from RefSeq and is a predicted model, not a curated record. Gene Ontology annotation, molecular function: protein binding.